CCAGAGUAUUUAUAAGACUGACACUCAAUCUCUUUUUUUUCACUCAUUCUCAGGUUGGUUGCUUUAGGGUGUUUUUAAUUUUAAAAUCUACUUUCGUUCCUUGAGAUGAUGAUAACAAGGGUUUAGUCCCAUCAGAAGAAGAUGAAUUAAGGAGGAGAAAUGUUGUUUUCAAGUAAAAAAAGGUUUUUGGGCAUAAAUGACAGCAUAUUCAAUGCUUUAUUCCUCGGCUUCACCUGCUGGAGUAAAUGCUAGAAUUGGCGUUGCAAUUUAAUUGUGGAAUUUGAGGGAUUCACGAUGCAUUGCUACAGAUUUUAUUUGAUUUGCAGCUUCCCCAAAAAAAAUCAGAGCUCAGGAGAAUCAACACGAUCACUGAAGAUGGAGAGUUCGAAGGUUGGAAUCGAGAAGUUUGAUGGAUCUGAUUUCGGUUUCUGGAAGAUGCAGAUUGAAGACUAUCUGUACCAGAAUGAUCUUCACGAACCCUUGACUGGGGUGAAGCCGGAUUCCAUGACAGAGGAGCAGUGGAAGCUCAAGGAUCGUCAGGCGUUAGGGAUGAUCCGGUUGACUUUGACGAAGAACGUGGCGUUCAACAUAUUGAAAGAGAACACUACUGCGGGUCUAAUGAAGGCCCUAUCAAAUAUGUACGAAAAACCAUCUGCGAUGAACAAG
Molecule: messenger RNA, 666 nt
Organism: Cuscuta campestris
Lineage: Eukaryota; Viridiplantae; Streptophyta; Magnoliopsida; Solanales; Convolvulaceae
Source: the annotation of a GenBank genome assembly